Messenger RNA from Penicillium macrosclerotiorum, 2178 nucleotides. RefSeq names its product glycerol-3-phosphate dehydrogenase GUT2. The coding region runs from base 1 to 2178 and encodes 725 amino acids. Gene Ontology annotation, biological process: glycerol-3-phosphate metabolic process. Gene Ontology annotation, molecular function: glycerol-3-phosphate dehydrogenase (quinone) activity. The record is from RefSeq and is a predicted model, not a curated record. NCBI's taxonomy places the organism in Eukaryota, Fungi, Ascomycota, Eurotiomycetes, Eurotiales, Aspergillaceae. The transcript has 3 exons. Gene Ontology annotation, cellular component: mitochondrion; glycerol-3-phosphate dehydrogenase (FAD) complex.
AUGGCCGCUCGUCACUCGCGCAAGCUGCUGCGACCUUUACUCUAUACUUCGGCCGCCGCGGCCGCCGGAGCCGGAGUCCUCUACAUUUCCUACCGCCCUCGUAACAUCCCCGGCCUGGAAGCCCCCGCGGUUCCACCCCCCGGAUACCAUGAGGGCAAACUGGUGCCCCCGAGCUUCCCCGCCAUCAAGUCCCGCAUUGAUCAGAUUCAGGAUCUGAAGCGCAGUCAAACUGAGGAGCCCUAUGAUCUGCUGGUCAUUGGUGGUGGUGCUACGGGAUCCGGUAUCGCCUUGGAUGCGGCCACCCGAGGCUUGCGAGUGGCGGUGGUUGAGCGUGAUGAUUUCAGCGCUGGGACUAGCAGUAAGAGCACCAAGUUGGUGCACGGCGGUGUGCGUUAUUUGGAAAAAGCCGUUUGGGAAUUGGAUUACAACCAGUAUGCGCUGGUGAAGGAGGCUCUGCGAGAGCGCAAGUACUUCUUGAACACUGCGCCGCAUCUUUCGCAAUGGCUUCCCAUUAUGGUGCCGUUGCAGAAAUGGUGGCAGGCCCCUUAUUUCUGGGCAGGCUGCAAGGCCUAUGACUUCCUAGCAGGCUCGGAAGGUAUUGAGAGCUCCUAUUUUUUGACGAAGAGCAAGGCCAUUGAUGCAUUCCCAAUGCUGAAGCGGGACAAUGUUGUCGGUGCCAUGGUGUACUACGAUGGUGCGCAUAACGAUUCGCGCAUGAACGUGUCGCUCGCGAUGACGGCUGCUCUCUAUGGCAGUACGGUGGUGAACCACAUGGAAGUCACUGGCCUGACCAAGGAUGCCGACGGAAAGCUGUGCGGCGCGCGCAUGCGGGAUGUCAUCCCAGGCAAGAACGGCGAGGAGACGCAGGAGUUUACCAUCCGGGCCAAGGGUAUCAUCAACGCCACCGGUCCCUUCACCGACUCUAUUCGCAAGAUGGAUGAGCCAGAAACCAAGGAAAUCGUGGCUCCCAGCUCUGGUGUCCAUAUCAUCCUGCCCGGAUACUACAGCCCCUCGAACAUGGGUCUUAUUGACCCCUCCACCUCCGAUGGUCGUGUCAUUUUCUUCCUGCCUUGGCAGGGCAACACCAUUGCGGGCACCACCGAUGCGCCUACUGAGAUCACCGCCCAGCCCGAACCCUCCGAGAAGGACAUCAACUGGAUCCUGUCCGAGAUCCGUGGUUACCUGGCCCCGGACAUCAAUGUUGACCGCAGCGACGUCCUGGCUGCCUGGUCCGGUAUUCGGCCCUUGGUCCGUGACCCCAACAAGACCAGCUCUCAGGCGUUGGUUCGCAACCACCUGAUCUCCGUUUCUCCCUCUGGACUGCUGACCUGCGCGGGUGGUAAGUGGACCACCUACCGUCAGAUGGCUGAGGAGGCGGUGGAUGAAGCUAUCACCUCGUUCAAGCUGAAGCCCUGUGAGAAGAAGAAUGUGCCGGAUAUCAGUGGCGCUGGCGGUAGUGGCUUGGUGGCUGACGGGGCCGUCCUGGACGGAAGCUGUCAGACCCACCAGGUACGCCUGAUCGGUGCCCACGGUUUCUCAAAGACCUUGUUUAUCAACUUGAUCCAGCACUAUGGCCUCGAGACCGAUGUGGCCCAGCACUUGACUGGGUCUUACGGUGACCGUGCUUGGCAAGUCGCGGCUCUCUCCGCCCCAACCAAUGCUCGCUUCCCCGUGCGCGGUUGCCGCAUCUCCGCCUUGUACCCCUUCGUGGAUGGUGAGGUCCGAUAUGCCGUCCGUCACGAGUAUGCCCAGACUGCGGUCGAUGUCAUUGCCCGUCGUACCCGCUUGGCUUUCUUGAAUGCCGAGGCCGCAUUGGAGGCCCUCCCUAAUGUGAUUGAUCUCAUGGGCGAGGAGUUGAACUGGAGCGACCAGCGCAAGGAUCUUGAAUGGAAGGAUUCGGUUUCGUACCUAAAGUCCAUGGGUCUUCCUAAGAGCCUUCUUGACCUGUCUCGACAGGAGGUUCAAAAGGGACGCGUGAAGGAGCUGGAGGUGGAGGAGCGCAAGACAUUCUCUCGAACUGGUAAGUGUUUGCCCUCUGCUAAGGAGAGCGGGGAUGAGAACUCGAAAAAAAGAUCCCUGAUGACUGACACUUUUUCAGAUCCUCCUGCGGAUAUUCUCAAUGGUGACGCUGCUCCUAGCGCUGAUGCCUCCGCAUCGGUGUCCCCAGUUAGCAAUUAG